AUGCCUCCGAAUGGAUCAUCAUUUGAGACCUUAAAUCUUCCACCGACAUUCGAGCUACCUCAAUGUAUGGAAUAUUUCACCCUCCGGGCCGGCCCAAACACAGACCUGUGGCGCAAACCACCAAAUGGAGACACCUCCACAGCACCAAUUGUCUUCACGUCACUCCGGCAACCAUUUGUCGUAGCCGAGGUAACCGUCAGUGCAGACUGGGAGAUGGAAUGGGACCAAGGCGGACUAGUCAUCUUCGCCGGUGCAGCACCGCAGUCCUUCUCCGACCUCGAUGAGCCAGCCCGCUUCCGCGGCGCGCCUCGGUUCCCCUGCAAAUGGGUCAAAGCCGGCAUGGAGUUCUCGUCCGGCACGGUGAACGCCUCGUCCGUCAGCGCCACCGCCGACGGCGCCGACUGGUGUCUAUCACCACUGGGAUCGACGAAUGUGGCCAUCCAAUCGCUGCGCAUUAAACUCGAGCGGGUCGGCCACGCCCUGUGGAUCUGGUACCAGGUCCCAUCGGCUCUGCCCUAUACCUCCACGCCCGGCGCGGUGGGGAGUACAUGGAAGAAGCUGCGGGAGGUGACGUGGUUCUUUUAUGGGGUGGAGGACAAGUUCGUGCAUGUGGGUGUGUAUGCGAGCCGGCCGACGAGUCUGUCGCGUGGGGGAACAAUGUGGGAUGCGAUGCAUGGUAUGACGCUUGAUAGCUCGCUGCCGACUGGUUCGGAUGGGCUGGUGGUGGAGUUUGAGGAUCUGGAAAUCUUCUAG
This is a messenger RNA of Penicillium olsonii, 753 nucleotides long. The record is from the annotation of a GenBank genome assembly. Lineage: Eukaryota; Fungi; Ascomycota; Eurotiomycetes; Eurotiales; Aspergillaceae.